Messenger RNA from Tetrapisispora phaffii CBS 4417, 1266 nucleotides. RefSeq names its product Arp6p (gene ARP6). Gene Ontology annotation, molecular function: nucleosome binding. The record is from RefSeq and is a predicted model, not a curated record. NCBI's taxonomy places the organism in Eukaryota, Fungi, Ascomycota, Saccharomycetes, Saccharomycetales, Saccharomycetaceae. The transcript has a single exon. Gene Ontology annotation, cellular component: Swr1 complex. Bases 1 to 1266 code for a protein of 421 amino acids.
AUGGGAGAAGCUCCGCUGCUAAUAGAUAAUGGGUCUUACGAAAUUAAAUUUGGAUACUCUAAUCAAGAAACGCCAUUUGUUGCAUUAAACGCUCUUGCUAAGGAUAAAUAUGAAACAUAUUAUUUGUCAAAUCAAAUAAAUAAUAUUAAAGAUAUUUCUUCUGUCAGUAUCAAGAGGCCUCAUCAAUUAGGUCAAUUGGUUUCCUGGGAAUUGGAGCACGAAAUCUGGGAUUAUUGUUUUUAUAACGGAGAUGACUUCAAAGGUUUCGAAGUAAACGAAGACUCUGAAAAUCAUUUGGUUCUUACAGAAACUCCAAUGACUUUACCUGAAUUAUCAAGAAACACUGAUCAGGUUGUGUUUGAGGAAUAUGGCUUUGAUAGUUUAUAUAAGGCACCUGCUGCAAAUUUUAUCCCAUUCAUAAAGAAUGAUGACAACUCUUUUAUUAGAUUAUCAGGCAAAAGCAAAACUUAUCUGGAUGGUAGUAAAGAAAACAAUUACCAGGAUUUUAAUCUGGUGAUAGAUUCAGGCUACAAUUGCAGCUGGAUUAUACCGAUGAUUAAAGGUGUUCCUUAUUAUAAGGCUGUUAAAAAAAUGGAUAUGGGUGGUAGAUUUUUAAAUGGUUUAUUGAAAGAAACAAUAUCGUAUAGACAUUAUGAUGUCACUGAUGAGAGUAUGUUAGUUAAUAAUAUCAAAGAAAAUUGUAUGUUUAUCAGUCCAGUAUCAUACAUAGAAAGUUUUAAGAAGAAGGCUCUAACAAAAGUUGAAUAUGUUCUUCCUGAUUUUCAAACAAGUUUUAUGGGAUAUGUAAGAGAUAUGAAGAAACAUAGCACAUUGCCGGAACAUUCACAAAGCAUAAUAUUAGAAGAUGAGCUUUUCUCUGUACCUGAAGGAUUUUUUCACCCAGAGAUGGCAAACGUAUUGAAACCUGGUAUAAUUGAAACAAUUUUAGAAAGUUUAUUUAUAUUACCGGAGUCAUUAAGAUCAUUGAUGGUCAACAAUAUAGUAUGCACUGGUGGUAAUUUUAACAUUCCAAACUUUGGCUCACGUAUUUACACAGAAUUGCAAAAACAAGUCCAAACUGAAUGGGUCUGUGAUGUGUCCAUCCCUAAAGCCAAUGCUGAAUUACAAAAUUGGAAAGCAAUGAAAAGUUUCACUGAAAACAAUGAGGAAUUAUACAAGCAUACAAGGGUAACAAAACAAGAGUAUAACGAGCAUGGGUUCGAAUGGACCACAAAACAAAGAUUUGGUUACCAAAAUUGGUUAUAA